CGGGGUAGGGCGGGGCGGGGCUGUGCGCGGGCUUCCACCUCAGCCGCUCUUGGAAGCCCCUUUCUCAGCUCCUCGAAAGGCUCGUCCUUGCGUAUGCCUGUUCUCAGCGGAGGUCUCUCAGUAAAGCGGGGAGUUUUCAAGCGGACCCAAAAUGUAGGAGCCCGAGAGCAGCUGGAGCAGAGAGCACAGAGGGGCAGAGCCGGAGCCAGGGGAAGGGGUCACUAGCAGAGCAGCAGGAGGCGCCUAUUUUCUUUCUUGUGAUUUUUUUAAUUACUUCCCACAAGAAGGUGCGGGUGUAGAAAUACCUGUCUGAGCAUCCCCAUGCCACAGCACCCUCAAUAUAAAACUGAUCAGCAACCACGAAUCCCUACUUGACCUUAUGUGGCAUCAAGAGAGAAAGUCAGGUCCCACCUUUCUCCUCUAUGGGGAACAGGCUUCUGAAGACAAAAGGGGGAGCUCUCAGCGAGACAUGAAGACAAAAGGAAGAAGCCGGUUGAGAGGGUUUUCUCACUUUCAGGCUGAGGUAGUUGUGAUUCCAUCACUUGGCACGUUCUGUUGCUUGAAAGAGACGUAACUUCUGUCAGAGACAGGCAGGCUGAAUAAUACGCAUCAAGGUACACUCUCCUGGUGGGCACUCUGCAGCUGUGAAGGAGUCUGCAGGAGCCAAAGAAACAGCCAGAGCCCUGAAAGCUGAGUAUUGCUGGCUGCUGAGAGUUGACCACGUGUUCCCCACUCCAUCCCCCAACAAGACUGGACCAACCAAACUUUUGGGGACAGAAGCCCACUGCAGGAUGGCUCGGAAGAUGAGUAUCAAUGAACUGGAGGACCAGCUUCUCUGUCCCAUCUGUCUGGAGGUUUUCAAGGAACCCCUGAUGCUCCAGUGUGGACACUCCUACUGCAAGUCCUGUGUGGUGUCCCUGUCAUGUGACCUGGACAGGCAGUUCCUAUGUCCUGUGUGCCGCCAGGCUGUUGACUGCAGCAGCUCACCGCCCAACGUGACACUCGCCCGGGUCAUUGAGGCACUGCAAGCCAUGGGCGAGUCAAACCCCACUCAAGAGUCUUGCCCAGUCCACCACAACCCCCUCAGUCUCUUCUGUGAGCCUGACCAAGAGGUGAUCUGUGGGCUGUGUGGCAUCAUCGGUGCACACCGGCAGCACAAGAUCACACCAGUCUCUACUGUCUACAGCCGCAUGAAGGAGGAGCUCUCUGUGCUGUUAACUGAAGUCCAGCAGCAAAAAAGGAACCUGGAUGAACACAUGAGCAAGCUGGUUAACAACAAAAUUCGUAUUGCGAAUGAGUCAGAUGUCUUCAAGUGGGUGAUCCGGAAGGAGUUCCAGGAGCUGCAUCGCUACAUCGAUGAGGAAAAGGCCAGCUUCCUGGAAAGCACUGAAAUAAAGGCUGCUCGCCUCAUUGCCUCUAUUGAGUCCCAUGUCAAGCAGACGUCAGAAACCCUGAAGAAGUUAAAGGAGGUAGAGAUAUCAUUGGAUAAACUCAACAAUGAAAGCCAAUUGGAUUUCAUCCGGAAACACGGCUCAAUCAUCUCCAGGUCAGAGCUUCCCCAGCUGAAUCCACUGGAAGGGACCUUCAGUGCUGUCUCCUUCCAGCCAGGCUUCCAUCAAGAUGACAUCAAGUUGACUGUAUGGAAACGUCUGCAUCGCAGAGUCCUGCCAGCUCCAGAAACACUGAAACUGGACCCGGCAACUGCACACCCUCUACUGGAGCUGUCCAAGGGAAACACGGUUGUGCAGUGUGGUCUCUAUCAGCGCCGGGACAGCAAUCCUGAGCGCUUUGACUCCAGCAACUGCAUCCUGGCCAACAAGGGCUUCUCCUGGGGCAGGCAUUACUGGGAGGUGCUUGUUGGCACCAAGAGCCACUGGCGCCUGGGCAUCAUCAAGGGGACGACGAGCCGCAAAGGCAAGCUGAGCAAGUCUCCUGAGCAUGGUGUGUGGCUCAUUGGCCUGAAGGAAGGUAAGGUCUAUGAGGCCUUCAAUACUGCACGCACCACACUGCCGCUCAAAACUCGGCCCCAGCGCAUUGGCAUUUACCUACACUAUGAGAAGGGUGAGCUGACCUUCUACAAUGCGGACAGCCCCAAUGAGCUUCUCUCCAUCUACACCUUCCAGGCAGAAUUCCAGGGGAAACUCUACCCCAUUGUGGAUAUGUGCUGGCAUGAGCGGGGCACCAGCUCCCUGCCCAUAGUGCUGCUUACACCCUCCAUGAUCCGACACACACGGUCUCCUGACAGAAGCUCUGAUCCAGAGGAACCCACAAAGCUAUAGAUCUCCAUUCAGAAAGAGCCCCUCACUCCUGGGAAUAGACACACCUUUCUCUGUGUGGUGAUCUACUGCCAGGGAAGGGGCUAUGGACCUACACUGUUCUCAGUUGUUCAGUCUCAGGGUUGGGAUUGACAUGGAAACAGGUUCUUUAUCCAUUAAGGGCAGAGAACAGGCAUAAACCAAAGCAGCAUGCCACACAAGUGAAUAUGGACCUGAUGCCUACCUUUAGACCCAUCACCAUUGGUGAGUUCCAUUUAUCCCUGCUGCCUCCUCCUUUCCCAGACUCUUAUGAAAGGCAAUAACAACUGCUGGACAUCACUGACCAUCACAGGCAAAGAGCAGCAGGCCCAGAUAAACACCACCGAGCACAUGUCUCUGGUCGUAGACAGUGAGCCGUAUGACAGAUGCUGUAGAGUUGCAGAAUGCUCAGAGGCCAUUGUAAUAACUCUUUACAUCUCCUAGGGGCUGGCUAGUGAUUGUAUUGUCUGCUAAAUGGGUAAAGGAUACUUCCUGUGAAAACA
Molecule: messenger RNA, 2797 nt
Organism: Alligator mississippiensis (American alligator)
Lineage: Eukaryota; Metazoa; Chordata; Crocodylia; Alligatoridae
Gene: TRIM50
Product: tripartite motif containing 50
Exons: 8
Coding region: 792-2279 (495 amino acids)
Molecular function (GO): protein binding; zinc ion binding
Source: RefSeq, a predicted model, not a curated record